Molecule: messenger RNA, 1209 nt
Organism: Epithele typhae
Lineage: Eukaryota; Fungi; Basidiomycota; Agaricomycetes; Polyporales; Epitheliaceae
Exons: 5
Coding region: 1-1209 (402 amino acids)
Biological process (GO): protein phosphorylation
Molecular function (GO): protein kinase activity; ATP binding
Source: RefSeq, a predicted model, not a curated record
AUGCCCUCCAACACGGCAGACUGCAUCCCUGGUCUGACGGUGGGCAAGAUCAUCUGCGAUGGCUACCAGUUCCUCCGGCUCAUCGGUUCCAGCGCUGGUGGAGUCGUAUACAAAGCCAUCCACCUCGAAACAGCCCUCUCUUCCCAGCCGAUCUUCCGCGCCGUCAAGGUGAUCCAGAAGGUGGGUCUCGGCAAGCGCGAGCUGGUCGCCGUCAAACAGGAGACCAGUUCCACCUCAUCUGCGCUGACCGGCCGGGCGUUGUCACCAUCUAUGACGCACAUCCGCGAUCUCCAGGCAUACGAGGACAACGAGGCUCUCGUUCGGACCGCGUUCCUCUCCCUGCUCGACGCCCGGGAGAACAUUCUCGUCAACUACGACGGCUCGCGCCUCUUUCUCUCCGACUUUGGUCUUGCCACCGAUGCCGUGAAGAUAUUCAUAUACGGCUGGGGCACCGGGAUCUACAUGAGCCCUGACGUCGACAACCCAGUGUCCUUCGUGGAGUCCCUCCCGAUCUAUCGCGACCUUGCCGGCGUUCUCCUCCGCACGCUCGCCAUCGAUCCGAGCUGCCACACCUCGCUCGCGAACCUCCGCCGCGCGAUCGCCGACGCGCACUGGACGCUCUUGAAACGCCGUGCUGCUCCCGAGAGCCCGUCCUGGGAGCAGGAGUUGGUGACGGUCCUCAACCAACGAGCGCAUCGUCCAACGUCAUCACCAUCCGUCUGCCUGGACCGCGUCUCUGACGUCGACCUCCCCGCGCCCGCCGUCUCACAUCUCCACGCGCGCUCGCGCUCGCGCCGCGCCCUCCGCGACGACCAGAGCCGCCGUGCCCGGGACCCCGCUCGCUGCUCCUUCACCUACGGCUCGAGCUCCGCCGCGUCCACGUCCACCGCCGCGACCUCGUGCGCGAGCGUGUCGUGCUGCCCCGACGACGCGGUAAUCCCGCCCAAGAAGUCCAUGGCGGUGGCCGCGGAUGAUGACGACGCUGAGUGGAAGCUGUACAAGUCCACGCGGGGCCGCGCGCCGACGCCCGCGCCCCUCGAGCUCGACGCUGAGCUCCGUCACAGCAUUCUGAAGGCGGCGGCGGUCAAGCCUCGGGUUCAGGUGAAGGAGCAGCGGCAGUCGCGCUUCAAGGUGCGGGUACCGCAGAUACUGCGCCGGUUCGUGCUGGUACCUGUACCUCACGCGGUAGAGCUUGCGAGGCUGGGUUGA